Messenger RNA from Dioscorea cayenensis subsp. rotundata (Guinea yam), 1454 nucleotides. RefSeq lists its product as uncharacterized. The record is from RefSeq and is a predicted model, not a curated record. Bases 193 to 1257 code for a protein of 354 amino acids. The transcript is spliced from 3 exons. NCBI's taxonomy places the organism in Eukaryota, Viridiplantae, Streptophyta, Magnoliopsida, Dioscoreales, Dioscoreaceae.
CUCUAAUCUUCUUUUAUUCAUAAACUCAUUUUACUUUUCCAAUCCAGUGCUCCUUCAUCUCUUUCCCUUCCUUCUCCUUCCCCAUUGUAUAUAUAUCCAUCUCCAACCUCACACAAGAACCCUAAACAACAAAGAAAAAAAGAAAACCCUAAAAAAUGGCAAACACACAACAAGAACAAAGCACAUGAAGCAAUGGAAGCAUCAUCCAUGUCAGCAGUAACAACAACAGAAGAAGAACAAGAAGCCUUGUUCAACACCUACCCAUGCUCUGCAUUACUAUACUACGUCCAAAGCCCUUCCACAACCUCCCAUGCAAACAGCAGUGACUGCCGUCAUGCCUCUGACUCCAUCUCCCUCUCCCCUUUCCCGGCCGAUGACGCUUUCAUCGUUGUCCCUCCUCCCGGCAUUCACCGCAACCCGGACUUCACUCUCUCUCGUUACUCCUCCUCUAGAGGCUCCAACAAUUAUUUUCUCCAUGACAAAAAGAUCACCUAUGAUCUCGGCCACAUUGAUGUUCAAAAACACAGUAAAGAUCGAAGCCGGAACCGUAACCGGUUUCGGGUUGUUCAUGAAUUGGAAGGAGUUGAAGAAGGUGGUGAGCAUAAGAGGAGGAGUGAGCUUUGGAGGUUUGUUGCUUUGGAUCCUUCAGCUUCUUGUUGUUGUGUGGCUUUUCAAAUUUGUUGGAGGUUCUUGGUUAGUCUUGGUUUGGCUUUGCUUGUUUUCUUCUUGGCUACUAGGCCACCUUCUCCCACUGUGACAUUUCAGAUAUCAAGGGUGAAACAUUUUAAUCUUGGAGAAGGACUAGACAUGACAGGGGUGGUCACAAAGAUAUUGACAUGCAAUUCCUCAGUAGAUGUGGAGAUUGACAACAAAUCAAAACUCUUUGGUUUGCAUGUUUAUCCUGUCACCAUUCACAUGGCCUUUGGGAGACUUAUUUUUGCUACCUCAUCACAGGAGGGUGAAGAAUUAUAUGUACAAAGUAAUAACUUGUUAAGAAAGAGGCUUUAUGUGGGAGUGAAGGACAUGCCAAUGUAUGGGGCUGGGAGGGACAUGGAAGACAUGCUUGAAUCUGGGAAAGGGUUACCCUUAAUCAUAAAAGUGAGUUCAAGAUCAACUUACCAUGUGGUUUGGAACCUUAUUAAGUCUAAGUAUCACCAUCAUGCUGAAUGCCUUGUGGUAUUGAAGGCUGUCUAUGAUGCUCAUAACCACACUCAGCUUUUCAAUAGCACUUGUUCUACAACCACUUCUCAUGCAUGACAUAGACAUUAUAUAUAAAUAGAGUUAUGUGUAUUUUGUAGUUUGUUUUUAGUGAUUGGAUUGUUAUUUAUUGCUUGUAAGUUGUGUUCAUCCAAUCUUUGUUGUCAAGUUGAUUGGUUUAUGUUACAUGUGAAUUUUACUCAAGAGUCAACAAAAUUUUAAUUGUAAUGAAUUUGUAUCUUUUGCGAUAAGUACUU